Molecule: messenger RNA, 2634 nt
Organism: Oppiella nova
Lineage: Eukaryota; Metazoa; Arthropoda; Arachnida; Sarcoptiformes; Oppiidae
Source: the annotation of a GenBank genome assembly
AAUACUAAUUGAUUACUUAUAUUGGGUAUUGUGUUGAAUGGGAACAGUAUGUCAAUGGUUAGGAGUCACUUACUUAACAGAAGCACACUUUCCAGUGCUAUCAUUGGUGUCGUUCCCAAAGAGAUCGCCACAAACACUUCCAACACUUCCACCCCUGAAGACGAUAGCAAAUAUGACGACAAUGGCAUGCAUUCAAUCGGUUGCGCGGGUAUUGUGGUUCAGGUGACCGGAACCAAUUGGCCCCGACCUUCGUAUACACUUCUGGUGACCGGAUUGUGUCGAUUCAAACUCGAAACCAUAGUUCUUGAGUCACCCUAUUUGGUAGGUUUGGUGCAGCAGUUGGAUAAACUUCCCGUCCAUGACAUCGAAAUAAAUGAAGAAAAUGUUGAGCUCUCAGACCUUAAGGAGCAGUUUCGAGAGCAGGCCUCCAGACUCAUAGAUAUGCUGGACCUGUCUGUGCCAGCGGUGGGUAAACUCAAGCGUCUACUCAACUCACUUCCGGUACAAAGUUUACCCGAUGUUUGUGCGGCUAUUGUGAGGGCUUCUCACGCCGAAAGACUACAGGUUUUAGAUUCUGUUGAUUUGGCCGAACGGUUCCGCAAAACACUUCCACUUCUUAUUCGACAAAUUGAAGGUCUUCAACUGCUUCAAAAGGCUAAAAAGGACGGCACCCUCGCGACCCAAACCCUUCAAAUGGAUAAAUUGGCGGACAUUGGACGCCAUAAUCGCAUUGAUGUAGAGGACGAAGAUGUGGACGACUCGGAUGACAUCGCUUCGAUUGAGCGCAGAAUAAAAUCUGCAGAAAUGUCUGAAUUGGCGCGAAAGGUGGCGAUGAAAGAGUUGUCGAGACUUAAGAAAAUGCCCACUCAUAUCCCGGAUCACGCGAUUGUACGCAACUAUUUGGAACUGAUGACAGACUUGCCGUGGAAUAAGACAUCACCAGAAUUACUAGAUCUGAAGAAAUCGCGACAAGACUUAGAUUCAGAUCAUUACGGUUUAGAGAAAUUAAAGCAAAGAGUUUUGGAAUAUUUAGCGGUCCGUCAACUGAAGAAUUCACUGAAAGGACCCAUUCUUUGCUUUGUAGGACCGCCCGGCGUCGGUAAGACAAGUGUCGGCCGAUCUAUUGCUAGAUCUUUGGGUCGAGAAUUUCAUCGAAUAUCAUUGGGAGGAGCGUGUGAUCAGGCGGACAUUAGGGGUCAUCGGCGGACAUACAUCGGCUCAAUGCCCGGACGUAUAAUUCAAGGCUUGAAGACUGUUGGUGUGAAAAAUCCCGUGUUUUUAUUGGACGAAAUCGACAAAAUGGGGUCCGGCAUUCAUGGAGAUCCGGCCUCUGCUUUGCUGGAAGUGUUAGAUCCGGAGCAGAAUUGCUCUUUUACUGACCACUAUCUCAACGUUCCCUUCGACUUAUCUCAAGUGCUAUUCAUAGCGACAGCUAACACGACGAGUACAAUACCGGCCGCUCUAUUGGACAGAAUGGAAGUGCUUUCACUACCCGGUUAUACACACGAAGAGAAGCUACACAUCGGUAGACAUCAUUUGGUGCACAAACAGCUUGAAGAGCACGGACUCACACCCGAGACAUUGGUUAUGGCGGACGACGCUUUGGCGGCACUCAUAUCGAAGUACACUCGAGAGGCAGGCGUUCGUAAUUUGGAGCGAAAGAUAGGCGCGGUUUGCAGGGCUGUGGCCGUCAAAGUUGUUGAACACAAUCGUCUCAAUAAUAGUGGUCUCGAAAGCCAUCAAACCAUUGAAACGAAUGAACCAAACGAAGUGCAAACCAUUGAUGCUAUAAUGAACUCCGAAAAGUUGCCGAUUAUUGUCAACGAAUCGACUGUUGAGGACAUAUUAGGUCCGCCCCUCUAUGAGAAUGAAUUGGCCGCUAGACUAGCAUUGCCAGGGAUUUCUGUGGGUAUGGCGUGGACUACAGUCGGCGGUGAAAUAAUGUUUGUCGAGGCGACCAAAAUGGAAGGGGACGGACAGCUUAUACUUACGGGUCAAUUGGGAGAUGUGAUGAAGGAAUCGGCCAAAUUGGCCCUCAAUUGGGUUCGCACUCAUAUUAAUCAUUAUCUAAGCCAUGGACUCCUCCCCAUGACAGACAUUAUGGAAGGAACCGAUGUUCACAUUCAUUUUCCUGCCGGUGCUGUUGGAAAGGACGGCCCAUCAGCCGGUGUGACAAUUGUCACGGCUUUGGUAUCACUAUUUUUAGGGAAAGUUGUUUCAUCUGAUGUUGCGAUGACUGGAGAGAUAACAUUGAGAGGCCUUGUUUUGCCCGUCGGUGGCAUCAAAAGCAAAGUAUUAGCCGCACAUCGCGCCGGCAUUCGGAGAGUUAUUUUGCCCAAAAGAAAUGAAAAGGAUUUGAAAGAAAUCCCGACGACUAUACAGGCUGAAAUGUAUUUUCAUUUCGUUUCACAUAUCGAUGAAGUCAUUGAAUUGGCAUUUGAUGGACAAAUCACUCCAUUAAAUAGUCUUUCAAAUGGAGGACAACUGGAGAGCAAACUUUGAUUUGAUAUUUACUGUUCAAAUAGACAAAUAGACUCAUAUUAUUAAAUUGAUGUGUAUUCUGUGAUAAUACUUGUGACUUGUUUUUAAUUUUUUACUUUAGUUUUAGGAUUUAAUUCAAUUAUGUUUGCAAAC